Messenger RNA from Trichomonas vaginalis G3, 2760 nucleotides. RefSeq names its product adhesin-related family. The transcript has a single exon. Bases 1 to 2760 code for a protein of 919 amino acids. Lineage: Eukaryota; Parabasalia; Trichomonadida; Trichomonadidae. The record is from RefSeq and is a predicted model, not a curated record.
AUGAUGUUGUUUUCUUCACUAGAUGACGAUGAUGAAGAUGAAGAUGUUGUUGCCUCUUCACUAGAUGAUGAUGAAGAUGAUGUUGUUUCUUCACUAGAUGAUGAUGAUGAAGAUGAUGUUGUCUCUUCACUAGAUGAUGAUGAAGAUGAUGAUGUUGUUGUCUCUUCACUAGAUGAUGAUGAAGAUGAUGAUGUUUCUUCACUUGACGAUGAUGAUGAAGAUGAUGAUGUUUCUUCACUUGACGAUGAUGAUAAAGAUGAAGAUGUUGUUGUCUCGUCACUAGAUGAUGAUGAAGAUGAUGUUGUUUCUUCACUAGAUGACGAUGAUGAAGAUGAUGAUGUUUCUUCACUGGACGAUGAUGAUGAAGAUGAAGAUGUUGUUGUCUCGUCACUAGAUGAUGAUGAUGUUGUUGUUUCUUCACUAGAUGAUGAUGAAGAUGAUGAUGUUUCUUCACUAGAUGAUGAUGAUGAAGAUGUUGUUGUCUCGUCACUAGAUGAUGAUGAUGAAGAUGUUUCUUCACUUGACGAUGAUGAUGAUGUUGUUGCCUCUUCACUAGAUGAUGAUGAAGAUGAUGAUGUUUCUUCACCUGACGAUGAUGAUAAAGAUGAAGAUGUUGUUGUCUCUUCACUAGAUGAUGAUGAAGAUGAUGUUGUUUCUUCACUAGAUGACGAUGAUGAAGAUGAAGAUGUUAUUGCCUCUUCACUAGAUGAUGAUGAAGAUGAUGUUGUCUCGUCACUUGACGAUGAUGAUGAAGAUGAAGAUGUUGUUGUCUCGUCACUAGAUGAUGAUGAUGUUGUUGUUUCUUCACUAGAUGAUGAUGAAGAUGAUGUUGUCUCUUCACUUGACGAUGAUGAUGAAGAUGAAGAUGUUGUUGUCUCGUCACUAGAUGAUGCUGAAGAUGAUGUUGUCUCUUCACUUGACGAUGAUGAUGAAGAUGAAGAUGUUGUUGUCUCGUCAUUAGAUGAUGAUGAUGUUGUUGUUUCUUCACUAGAUGAUGAUGAAGAUGAUGAUGUUUCUUCACUAGAUGAUGAUGAUGAAGAUGUUGUUGUCUCGUCACUAGAUGAUGAUGAUGAAGAUGUUUCUUCACUUGACGAUGAUGAUGAUGUUGUUGCCUCUUCACUAGAUGAUGAUGAAGAUGAUGAUGUUUCUUCACCUGACGAUGAUGAUAAAGAUGAAGAUGUUGUUGUCUCUUCACUAGAUGAUGAUGAAGAUGAUGUUGUUUCUUCACUAGAUGACGAUGAUGAAGAUGAAGAUGUUAUUGCCUCUUCACUAGAUGAUGAUGAAGAUGAUGAUGUUUCUUCACUAGAUGAUGAUGAUGAAGAUGUUGUUGUCUCGUCACUAGAUGAUGAUGAAGAUGAUGAUGUUUCUUCACUAGAUGAUGAUGAUGAAGAUGUUGUUGUCUCUUCACUAGAUGAUGAUGAAGAUGAAGAUGUUGUUGUCUCUUCACUAGAUGAUGAUGAAGAUGAUGAUGUUUCUUCACUUGACGAUGAUGAUGAAGAUGAUGAUGUUUCUUCACUUGACGAUGAUGAUGUUGUUUCUUCACUAGAUGACGAUGAUGAAGAUGAAGAUGUUGUUGCCUCUUCACUAGAUGAUGAUGAAGAUGAUGUUGUUUCUUCACUAGAUGAUGAUGAUGAAGAUGAUGUUGUCUCUUCACUAGAUGAUGAUGAAGAUGAUGAUGUUGUUGUCUCUUCACUAGAUGAUGAUGAAGAUGAUGAUGUUUCUUCACUUGACGAUGAUGAUGAAGAUGAUGAUGUUUCUUCACUUGACGAUGAUGAUGAAGAUGAUGAUGUUUCUUCACUUGACGAUGAUGAUGUUGUUGUUUCUUCACUAGAUGAUGAUGAAGAUGAUGAUGUUUCUUCACUGGACGAUGAUGAUGAAGAUGAAGAUGUUGUUGUCUCGUCACUAGAUGAUGAUGAAGAUGAUGAUGUUUCUUCACUAGAUGAUGAUGAUGAAGAUGUUGUUGUCUCUUCACUAGAUGAUGAUGAAGAUGAUGAUGUUUCUUCACUUGACGAUGAUGAUGAAGAUGAUGAUGUUUCUUCACUUGACGAUGAUGAUGUUGUUUCUUCACUAGAUGACGAUGAUGAAGAUGAAGAUGUUGUUGCCUCUUCACUAGAUGAUGAUGAAGAUGAUGUUGUUUCUUCACUAGAUGAUGAUGAUGAAGAUGAUGUUGUCUCUUCACUAGAUGAUGAUGAAGAUGAUGAUGUUGUUGUCUCUUCACUAGAUGAUGAUGAAGAUGAUGAUGUUUCUUCACUUGACGAUGAUGAUGAAGAUGAUGAUGUUUCUUCACUUGACGAUGAUGAUGAAGAUGAUGAUGUUUCUUCACUUGACGAUGAUGAUGUUGUUGUUUCUUCACUAGAUGAUGAUGAUGAAGAUGAUGAUGUUUCUUCACUGGACGAUGAUGAUGAAGAUGAAGAUGUUGUCUCGUCACUAGAUGAUGAUGAAGAUGAUGUUUCUUCACUAGAUGAUGAUGAUGAAGAUGUUGUUGUCUCUUCACUAGAUGAUGAUGAAGAUGAAGAUGUUGUUGUCUCUUCACUAGAUGAUGAUGAAGAUGAUGAUGUUUCUUCACUUGACGAUGAUGAUGAAGAUGAUGAUGUUUCUUCACUUGACGAUGAUGAUGUUGUUUCUUCACUAGAUGACGAUGAUGAAGAUGAAGAUGUUGUUGCCUCUUCACUAGAUGAUGAUGAAGAUGAUGUUGUUUCUUCACUAGAUGAUGAUGAUGAAGAUGAUGUUGUCUCUUCACUAGAUGAUGAUGAAGAUUGA